AUGUCGGACGAAAUUGCUCCCGUACAGCUCAUCGAUGACUACAAGAGUGCUAAAGACCCUGCCAGAGUAGCUAAAGAUUUGGCUGCGGGAACUGCAGGAGGAAUUGCCCAAGUACUGGUAGGCCAGCCUUUUGAUACCACCAAAGUCCGUUUGCAGACUUCAUCAACGCCUACUUCGGCGGUGGAAGUCGUCAAAAAUCUGGUGUCGAAAGAGGGUCUGCGAGGCUUCUACAAGGGAACUCUCACGCCUUUGAUCGGUGUGGGUGCUUGCGUCUCGUGUCAAUUCGGCGUCAACGAGGCAAUGAAACGUUUUUUCAGAGGCGACAACCCCAAUCCUAGUGGUCUGCUCUCGCUUCCACAGUACUACACCUGCGGUUUCGUUGGUGGUAUCGCCAACGCAUUUCUAGCAUCGCCCAUAGAGCACGUAAGAAUCAGGCUACAAACUCAGACCGGCUCAGGCGCAGCUGUUGAGUUCAGCGGUCCUCUGGACUGCAUCAAAAAACUCGUCAAGGGCAAGGCCUUAAUGCGUGGACUCACACCGACUUUAUUAAGAGAAGCUCAUGGCUGUGGUACAUAUUUUCUAACUUAUGAGGCCCUAGUCUCCAAUCAGGUGCAGAAGGGUGUCUCACGGUCCGACAUUCCCGCCUGGAAGCUAUGCUGUUAUGGAGCUCUGUCAGGUACAGCUCUGUGGUUGAUGGUGUAUCCACUUGAUGUGAUCAAAUCGAUCAUGCAAACAGACAAGAUCAGUCAGCAAGUACACGGCAAGACCACGCUAGGAGUCACCAGAAAUGUCUAUGCAAAAUAUGGCUGGAAAGCUUUCUUCAAGGGUUUUGGUCCCACAAUGAUGAGAGCCGCUCCUGCAAACGCUGCUACUUUUGCAACAUUCGAACUAGCCAUGCGAACUUUGGGGUAG
This is a messenger RNA of Lachancea meyersii CBS 8951, 912 nucleotides long. The record is from the annotation of a GenBank genome assembly. NCBI's taxonomy places the organism in Eukaryota, Fungi, Ascomycota, Saccharomycetes, Saccharomycetales, Saccharomycetaceae.